Messenger RNA from Cyphellophora attinorum, 969 nucleotides. Its product is annotated as Nitronate monooxygenase. The record is from RefSeq and is a predicted model, not a curated record. Gene Ontology annotation, molecular function: nitronate monooxygenase activity. Bases 1 to 969 code for a protein of 322 amino acids. The transcript is spliced from 4 exons. NCBI's taxonomy places the organism in Eukaryota, Fungi, Ascomycota, Eurotiomycetes, Chaetothyriales, Cyphellophoraceae.
AUGCCGUUCGACACAGCGCUCACCCGAGCACUCGGGAUUGAGAUCCCUGUGGUGCAAGGUGGUAUGCAAUGGGUUGGUUACGCUGAACUCGCAUCCGCCGUCUCCAACGCAGGAGGGCUAGGCAUACUCACAGCCCUGACCCAGCCCACACCCGAGGACCUCCGCAAAGAGAUCCGCAAGACUAAAACCCUUACAACCAAGCCCUUCGGCGUAAACAUCACCCUCCUCCCAACCAUGAACGCCCCACCCUAUCACGAAUACGCCCAAGUAGUCAUCGACGAAGGCAUCAAAGUCGUCGAAACAGCCGGCAACAGCCCCGGCCCCGUCAUCAACCUCCUCAAACAACACAACAUCAUCAUCCUACACAAAUGCACCACGAUCCGCCACGCGCAGUCCGCCGUAAAACUCGGCGUCGACUUCCUCAGUAUCGACGGCUUCGAAUGCGCCGGCCACGUCGGCGAGCACGACAUUACAAACUUCAUCCUCCUCUCCAAAGCCCGCCAGACACUAGGCGUCCCCUUCAUCGCCUCUGGCGGCUUCGCAGACGGGCAGGGCCUCGCCGCUGCGCUCGCCCUGGGAGCCGAAGGAGUCAACAUGGGCACCCGCUUCAUGUGCACAGCCAUCGUCGACGCGCAGGAGACAGAUACCGAAUUGGUACUCCGCCGCUGGAAGAACACGUCGAGGCUGUUCAAGAACAAGGUCACCGACGAAGCUGUGCGAAUCGAGAAGACGAGCACGACGGGGAAGUUUGAGGAGGUCGGUCCCCUGGUGAGUGGGAAACGUGGCCGAGAAGUAUUCAUCAACGGCGAUAAGGAUUUUGGCGUGUGGACUGCUGGUCAAGUCAUUGGACUGAUCCAUGAUAUUCCGACUUGUGAGGUGUUGGUCAGGCGGAUUGAGAAGGAGGCGGUGGAGAGUCUGGAGAGGAGUCAGAAGUUGUUUAGGGGGAAGGUUGGGCAGCCGAAGUUAUGA